Messenger RNA from Coffea arabica (coffee), 3769 nucleotides. Its product is annotated as ubiquitin-like modifier-activating enzyme atg7. The record is from RefSeq and is a predicted model, not a curated record. Gene Ontology annotation, molecular function: Atg12 activating enzyme activity; Atg8 activating enzyme activity. Lineage: Eukaryota; Viridiplantae; Streptophyta; Magnoliopsida; Gentianales; Rubiaceae. Gene Ontology annotation, biological process: autophagosome assembly; protein modification by small protein conjugation; piecemeal microautophagy of the nucleus. Gene Ontology annotation, cellular component: cytoplasm; phagophore assembly site.
AACUGUUUUGGAGAAAAAAGUAGUGGCACACUAGUUUGGGGAAAAAAAAAAAGAGAGUGAGAAUCCCAAUUCUCAACAGCUGCUUGAAGUAUCGGGCAGCGCCAGUUUGACAGUCCUACUCGUCCCAUUCCAACACCAAAUCAAACACCUUGCUUCAUCGAAUUCAAUUAUCUCUGGGAAUAAGCAAAGGCUAAGUACACGUUUACAAUCUACCGGGAAUUUUGGGAAAGAAAUCAGCAAACAUGGUCGUUGACGCUGAGGAAGGAACUUUGCUUAAAUUUGCACCGUUUCAAAGUAGAGUGGAUGAGGGUUUCUGGCAUAGAUUGUCUUCAUUGAAGCUCAACAAAUUACGGCUUGAUGAAUCUCCAAUGCCCAUUACUGGUUUUUUUGCACCUUGUUCGCACAAGCAAGUUCCAAGUCGUCUGACCCUUCUGGCCGAGUCUUUGCCUAGUGAAGAUCAAAAACAAUCAUCAUCCUUACCUGCUACUUUGAAUCAGGGGAAUAGGAAUAGAUGUCCUGUACCUGGCAUUCUUUACAAUACGAACACUUUGGAGGGCUUCAAUGCCAUUGAUAGAGUGAGCUUACUUGAGACUGAAGCUAAGAAGAUUUGGGAUGAUAUUCACAAUGGUAAAGUGGAGGAGAGCAGCUCUGUGCUCUUAAGAUUCAUGGUUAUAUCAUUUGCAGAGCUGAAAAAAUGGAGCUUUUGUUAUUGGUUUGCUUUCCCUGCUCUAAUGCUUGAUCCUGCAGCAAGGGUGGUUAGUUUGCGGUCAGCAUCCCAGUGCCUUAGUUUAGAACAGGCUGAGUCCUUGUCAUCAGCAUGUAAUGAGUGGCGUAAUACAAGCUCUACAACAGGUGUGCCAUUUUUUCUGGUUUGUAUUGCUUCAGACUCUCAUGUUACUCUUAGACAUCUAGCUGAUUGGGAAGCUUGCAUCGAUGAUGGUCAAAAGGUUUUAUUUGGUUUUUAUGACCCUUGUAAUGUUCCAUAUCCUGGUUGGCCACUUCGAAAUUAUCUUGCAUAUAUUUGCAUAAGAUGGGGUCUUGAGAAGGUUCAUUUCUUGUGCUAUCGCGAGACUCGUGGUUUUGCAGAUUUAGGGUUUUCACUCAUUGGAGAAGCUUCUAUAUCAGUUUCACCAGAAUGGAAAACUCGUGACUGUACGCCUAAAGCUGUUGGAUGGGAAGUGAACAAAGGGAAUGCUAAACCAAACUUCAUCAGCCUUGCAAAGGCUAUGGAUCCAACUAGUUUAGCCAUAUCAAGUGCAGAUUUGAAUUUAAAGCUUAUGAAAUGGCGUGCAGUGCCAGAUUUGAACCUCAGCAUCUUGUCUGCUACUAGAUGUCUUAUACUGGGAGCAGGUACACUUGGAUGCGAAGUUGCUAGAUUGCUUAUGGCUUGGGGUUUCCGUAAAAUUACAAUGCUUGAUAGCGGCAAGGUUGCCAUUUCGAAUCCACUGAGGCAGUCCCUGUACACAUUAGAUGACUGCGGUGAAUUUAAGGCCAUUGCUGCAGUUAGAAGUUUAAAUCGCAUCUUUCCUGCAGUGGAAGCAGAAGGCAUUGUGAUGGCUAUUCCAAUGCCUGGGCAUCCGGUGGCCGAACAAGAAGAGCAAAGUAUGCUUGAGGAUUGUAAACGGCUGCACGAUUUAGUUGAAUGUCAUGAUGUAAUAUUCUUGCUGACUGAUACGCGAGAAAGUCGGUGGCUGCCUACUCUUCUUUGCUCUAGUGCCAACAAGAUAGCUAUUACAGCAGCUCUAGGAUUUGAGAGCUUUGUAGUUAUGCGUCAUGGAGCUGGUCCUUUGAGCAUGAUCAAAGAUUCUGGAGCUCUAAGUAGUUUGUCUGCUGAAAUGCACAACCUCUCACUUACAAACAGGAUGGGAAAACGGAGACUAGGAUGCUAUUUCUGUAAUGACGUGGUUGCGCCAGUUGAUUCAACUGCAAACCGUACCUUGGAUCAGCAGUGCACAGUUGCUCUUCCUGGACUUGCUUCUAUUACAUCUGGCUAUGCUGUUAAACUUCUAGCAGGAAUUUUACAAGAUCGUUUGGGGAUAUUUGCGGAUGCUGAAUUUGCAAACUCAGCUAAUAACCCAAGCAGUGAGAAUUGUCUUGGUAUCUUGCCCCAUCAGAUUCGAGGAUCUCUCUCCCAGAUGUCUAUGAUAACACUUGUGGGGCAUGCCUCUUCUAGCUGCACUGGUUGUAGCAGCACUGUGAUAUUGGAAUAUCAGAAGAGAGGGCUGGAUUUUGUCCUUCAAGCUAUCAAUACACCUAUGUAUCUAGAGGAUCGAACCGGACUAACAGAGCUGAAAAAGUCAGCUGAUUCUUUUAAUUUGGAUUGGGAAGUUGGAACUGAUGAUGCGGAGGAUGAUUGUGUGGAAAUAUAAAAUCUUCUGGUGCAAUUAACUUCAUCUGAUCAUAUAAAAUCUUCUGGUGGAAAUUAACAUGAAUGUUCUUGUUUGAAGUGUUGUAGAAAUCACCAGAAAAGAGACGAAAGUUUGACUUCUACUUGAUUUGUCCUUUUCUUUUUUUCUUUUGGGGGGGGGGGUGGGGUGGGGGAAGUCUGUUGAUGUAGUUUCACUUGCAGAAUGGUUGGUACAAGGCAAACAGAAAGAAGGAAAAAGUUUUGAAGACAAGAAGUUAUCUUUACCUACUAGGAUGUGCUUCUUGCUUUCCCGUUUUCUGUGGCAUCCCCAAAAACUAGUUAUUAGAACUCUUGGGAGUGGUUAGCUGGCAAACAGCAUAAGAAGAUGUUCCAAAAUUGCAUCCAUUCCCAGUGCUACUAAUUUCAGAAAUUGUUUUGGUAAUGCAGUUUGUAGUUACAAAAAAAAAGAUACUACUAUUAUUCCUGUUAUUUGUUGGAUACCUGGCUCCGAAUGAAAGCUGCAGGUUUCGUGACAAAUUCUCUGAUUAAAGUCUUUAGUAAAGACACAAUCAUGCAGGUUUCCCAAGUAUCUUUUAGUUCCAUUCAACUUGAAUCAGGUUCAUGUACUAUAUGCAUACCCUUAAAAGUUUAUCUCUUUUUACGAAUAACUGUUUGCAGAUAUGAAGUUUCCUUUUACUACUUAUUUGUGCAUAACUCUGGAACUAGCUGUUGUUCUGGUUGCAUGCAACGCUCAUAUUGUUUGGCAUUUUAUCUUUGAUCAUGGUGGAGACCUCUGUGAAUAUAAAGGUGUGGAAUAUAAUUACAUGUAAUUUAGAUGGUAUUAGCUUUAACAUAUGAAGGAUGGGAAUAAUUAUUGUAAACCUUUGUAACUGCACAAAAUAUUGUACUGUUCAAAGAUAUCCUAUGAUUCUCAUGUCAUUUGUCAAGUGUUAUUUUAUUUUCAAGUACACUGCUUUUGUUUCUAGUCUGUCGUUACAUCUAUUUGUUAGUUUAAACACUUUCAGGUACAGUACAACUUUCUGGCUGGUGAGUUUGCGUUAGUUCACAGCCUAGAAUCUUAUUAUGGAUCAGCAUUUGGCCAUUGGAAGGUGUAUCAUUUGUCAAUUUUACUACAUAAAAUGGAGUUAGUGCAUUAAAGAACAGUUUUCUUCUUCGCCGCUUGACCCCUGUUAUAUUUCGGAUCCGCCCUUUUCCUGUUUCUCCAACUUUUAGUAUCAAAUUAGUGUUUCUUUGCAUGAAUACGGUUAUUAGUUGAUAUGUGGGCAGCAUGUUUUUUUGGCUUGAUCUUACUCAGUUUCUUGUUCCUUUGUAUGACAAACGCUAGUUUGUCGAAGAACUCAUCUUUACAUAGUUGGUCUAAUUAAAUAAAGAGAAAGGAUAAGCUACCACAUAUUUUGAUCC